UGCUAUUAAGCAUAUACAAAAACCUAAUUCACUUUUAUUAUUUUUGUUUUUUAUUUUAAUUAUUAAUUUGAAUUUUGUUAGCAAAUGAAAAAAAUUACGAUGCUGGAAAUAAUUGUACAUACCUACAGCGCAAUAGGGGUUGCAUAUCAACAAGUGUUAAGCCACCAAUCCCGCAGCAUUCACGCCGAAAGUGACGUUUAGUUUGUUAACAAAGCUUCAUUGGAGGUUAUAAACGGUAUUUCCGAUUUUAUGUGCAUAUUAAUGUUAGUUAAAUUCGUAAACGCCAUAUUUUGAUUUGAACCCUUUGAAUGUGAUCCAACCUGUUAACUAAUCGUCCUAAAUACAACCCGACGUCGAAAAAUCCGAAACGAACAUGCCAGCCGAGAAUUCGAACGAAAUCCGCGCAAAAAUCGCGUACAAUGGUGAAGUUUUAAUCACCUACAUUGAUCAAAACAUAUCUCUGGAGCAAUUGUGUCAGGAAAUGCGGGAGAUCUGUCGGUUUUCCCAGGAUCAGAUAUUCACAAUGAAGUGGGUGGAUGAGGAGGGUGAUCCUUGCACCAUUUCUUCACAGAAAGAACUUGAUGAGGCCAUUCGGCUCUAUGAAGUCAACAGGGACUCUGAAUUGACGAUACAUGAUUCGCCGGAUUUAACAAUCAUUUCAAUCCAAAAAACCCUAACCACUAACAAACAACUAAUCCAAGUAAAACGAUAGAAAAAAUGCGCGCGUUAAAAGCACACCUAUGCUAAAAACCCGACUGUAGAUCCCCAACUCACUCAACUGCCCCCCAUAAAUCGAACGAUACUCAAAUCGGUAUGGCGUGGGGCUACUGGAGCGCUACCACGGUCUCGGACCGCGGCCGGAGCCCCAGAAGAAACCAGCAACAGAAUAGUUCAGGUCAUGCCAGCCAUCAGCAGCAGAACCAUCAGCAACAACAGCAGCAACAACCGCAGAUACCAAUCACUGUCGAGGAACGGGCGCCGGUCGUGACGCAGGCAUAUCCGAUGGCGAUGGCGCCCAACAAUAACGUGCCGAUGGUUGCUGAAUUCGAAGAUCUGCACUCGCAGCUGAGCAGGAGGCCCUCGCUGGAUCUGGGGUCGAUGGGACCGCAGGGAGCAUUGGCAGGCAUCCUGUGUGCGGCACACGGCAGUCGCGGCCCCGGCGGCGGUACCCUGUCGGCCGGCAACACGCUGACGAGGGUCGGUAGCCGGCACACCGCCGUCGAGUACGCCGUGCCCCAUCACUUUCACCAUCACCAUCACGCCUACAUCGAGUACCAUCACCAGCAGCAACUCUCGUUCUCCGACGACGAUUCCAGCUCCGAGCCGGGAUACGCGACAGUGUUCCCAAAUGCUCCGCCGCAGCCAGGAAUGCCAUGUCAGGGAGAGGACAGAAGUAUCUACAGGAGAGGUGCGAGACGAUGGAGGAAGCUCUAUAGGGUGAACGGCCAUAUUUUCCAGGCCAAACGGUUUAAUAGGAGAGCGUUUUGUGCGUUCUGCGACGACCGCAUUUGGGGCCUGGGACGGCAGGGCUUUAAGUGUAUUCAGUGUAAGUUGCUGGUGCACAAGAAGUGCCACAAGGCGGUUAGCAAACCAUGUACCAGCGAACACAUCGAGGCGGCGCCCAGGGACGACCACAAUGGGGAUGCGCAGGCCGCUGGCACGCCCAGCAACGACAUGCUGCAGGAAAGGAGGGAAACAGACUUACCGGAACCACCGCCAGAUGUUACAGGCGAAUCGGUACCGGUCGAAGAUCCGAACAAGCCUGACGACGGCGAGCCGGGUUCGCAGCGCCAGUAUUCGCUCCAAGAUUUUGAGCUCAUCCGCGUGAUCGGUCGCGGAUCUUACGCUAAAGUUCUGAUGGUCGAGUUGAAGCGUACGAAGCGCAUCUACGCCAUGAAGGUGAUAAAGAAGGCGCUCGUCACUGACGACGAGGACAUCGAUUGGGUGCAGACGGAGAAGCACGUGUUCGAAACUGCUUCCAAUCAUCCGUUCCUCGUCGGCCUGCAUUCGUGCUUCCAGACGCCGUCGAGACUGUUCUUUGUCAUUGAGUUUGUAAGAGGUGGUGACUUGAUGUUCCACAUGCAAAGGCAAAGGAGAUUACCCGAAGAACACGCUCGGUUCUAUGCGGCUGAAAUAUCUUUGGCGUUGAACUUCCUUCACUGCAAGGGUAUCAUUUAUCGAGACUUGAAGCUGGACAACGUUCUCUUGGAUCACGAAGGUCAUAUCAAACUAACAGAUUACGGCAUGUGUAAGGAAGGAAUACGACCAGGCGACACGACUUCAACCUUCUGCGGUACUCCGAACUAUAUUGCUCCAGAAAUUUUGCGCGGAGAGGAUUAUGGAUUCUCAGUUGAUUGGUGGGCAUUGGGGGUGUUACUGUAUGAAAUGUUGGCCGGUCGGUCGCCGUUCGACAUUGCUGGCGCAUCCGAGAACCCCGAUCAGAACACGGAGGACUAUCUAUUCCAGGUUAUAUUGGAGAAGACAAUUCGUCCACCGAGGUCUCUCAGCGUCAAAGCGAUCAAUGUUCUCAAUGGCUUCCUCAAUAAAAAUCCGGCAGGUCGACUUGGAUGUCGCAGUCCCGACUCCUUCCACGAGAUCGCCACUCAUCAGUUCUUCAAAAGCAUCGAUUGGGAAAUGUUGGAACAGAAGCAGGUGCCACCGCCUUACAAGCCGCGCCUAGACUCUGACAGGGACCUGGCGAAUUUCCCGCCGGAGUUCACCGACGAGCCGGUCCAUCUGACACCGGACGAUCCGCGUGUAAUCGAGAAGAUCGACCAGUCGGAGUUCGAAGGCUUCGAGUACGUGAACCCGCUACUGAUGUCGCUGGAGGACUGCGUGUGACACAACGUGCUGUGCGCCCUACACCCGGACAAUUUGCCGCCGCCGCCCUUGGUUCGCCAUCCGCCGCCCUUGUUCCCGCCGCCGCCUCCGCCGCCCCAUCACGAACUGCUGGACCGGCCCGACGACAAGAUGAUGCGGAUCGAUGUGCGCCCGCCCGGCGGCAAGUCCCUCCUGCAAAAUAUAUUCUGCCUUCCUCUAAACUAGACAAUUGUAUCCAGCUAAGCGUAGACGGAACGGUAACCGCGAGGAGCCGAGGAUUGGGCGGCGUUGUUGAUGAUUUUAAAGUGAGAUCUGUUUCGAAUAGUCAACAGACAGUCGAAUUUGGUAUGGUUUGUACCGAUCUAUGGGCUCGGCUCCUUCGCGGACGUUUUUUUAGGCUAACUAUCGACUUAUAUCUCACUAAUUAAUAUGUUUUGAUUGAUGAUGCUGUACUAUGUACGUGCAUUUUUGUAUUAACUUAUUUUACCCCCAAGUUUCUCGGUAGUGAUCGACGAUGUCACUAAGAUAUCUUCGUUCGUUGCCGUGAAAAGUGUUUAUUUACUUUUAAUUUCUUCUCGUAUUGUAAGUUUCAUAUGAUUAUGCAGUUUGACAUUCCAAAAUAGACCUAAAAUGACUGAUAUUUUUGAUAUUUUUCGUUUUCCUUCGUUAUUUAAAGAGGAGUUCUUUUUGUAUAUUCCGUUUUUAACACUGAUAGAAAAGUUAAUGGUUACAAAAGCUUAAGUAUUUAUUCGAAAAUAGGGUUCAAAUUCAAAAAGAGCACUAAUAAAUAAUCUUGAUUAAACAUUGUUACAUGUGUUUCUCUUAAACAAGUAUAUAAAUUUAAAUUAAUUAACACUUGACGGUACAGAUUUUUCCAAUUCCCUUGGAGGGUAUUUUUAUCAUUUUCUUGAUUCUAGUUAUUUGUAUUCGUUAAUGACGAAUUCUUCCGGGGGAAUUUUAAAAAAACAUGUUCUAUUUGUAUGUUAUAAAAAUAAUGAAUAUGACUAAAAUUGAAAUAAAUAAUGUUUUAUUAAAUCACAAAUGUAAAUUGAAAGUAAUAAUGACUGGUAGUCAAUCGCAAUUUUUAAAGAUUGAACAUUUUGUAUCAUACGUUAUCAGAAGAAGUUAUCAGACUAUAUAAAGUUAGUAUAGCAGAAAUAUAUAUUACUUGCUUUAAAGAAAUUGAACAUGUUUGUUGAUAGUUAUGGUAUUUUUUAGAAUAUAUAGUUUUAAGCAUUAUUUAUGAAGUAUAUUUUCUAAGCUGAUUUAACUUAAUCGGGAGUAUUAUUUUUUACAUGUCUUACAUUUAAGUUUACCAGUAUAUUAUUUGAAUCAUUUAUAAUAAAGAUCUACUUAAAUGUUA
Messenger RNA from Aethina tumida (small hive beetle), 4183 nucleotides. RefSeq names its product atypical protein kinase C-like. Gene Ontology annotation, biological process: protein phosphorylation; establishment or maintenance of cell polarity. The record is from RefSeq and is a predicted model, not a curated record. Gene Ontology annotation, molecular function: protein serine/threonine kinase activity; ATP binding. The transcript is spliced from 12 exons. The coding region runs from base 814 to 2841 and encodes 675 amino acids. NCBI's taxonomy places the organism in Eukaryota, Metazoa, Arthropoda, Insecta, Coleoptera, Nitidulidae.